AUGGUAUUUCGUAUUCCUGUAACAAUUCAUAGUGUACCAGAAAAAUUUCUUAUUGUAUGUGAAACUGGUCGUGAAACUAUACAAUGGUUAUGUGAAACUGCUUAUAAAAGAUAUACUGAAAAAUGCAAAGAUAAAACAAUACCUUAUUAUUUUGUGGCUCGACGUGCGGAUGAUCGAUGUUUAUUAUCACUUAAUGAUCGUGUUGAACAUGUAUUAAAAGAUAAUGAAUCAAUAAAAAUUGAUAUAGCUAAACAAUUCGAUGAUGAUGAUUCAUUUAGUACAGCUACAGAUGAAGAACGUCAUAUUGUUGUACUCGAUGGAUAUCAUUUAAAAUGUAGUGAUCUUGUUCGGCUCGGUACUGGUGAUUAUCAAAUUGAAUUACCCGAUGAAACAUGGAAUUUAAUUCAUAAAGCACGAAAAGUUAUUAAUGAUAUUGUUGAUAAUAAAAAAGUUGUUUACGGUGUAAAUACAGGUUUUGGUUCAUUUGCGUCAACAAUUAUUUCUAAUGAAAAACUUGCUGAUUUACAAACACGAUUAAUUGUUUCACAUUGUGCUGGUGUUGGUGAACCAUUAACAAUUGAACGAGCUCGAAUGAUGUUCGCAUUACGAAUUAAUAUUCUUGCAAAAGGAUAUUCAGGCAUAUCAGAAGAUACUUUACGUAAAAUUAUAGCUGCAUUUAAUAAAUCUUGUAUACCGGAAAUUCCAUCUCAAGGCACAGUAGGAGCUUCUGGUGAUUUAGCACCAUUAGCACAUUUAGCUGCUGGUUUAAUGGGUACUGGACGUAUGUGGUCACCAAAAACAGGUUGGGGAAAUGCACAGGAUGUUUUAGAACAGAAUGGAUUAGGUUUAAUUGAAUAUAAACCAAAAGAAGGUUUAACUAUGAUCAAUGGCACACAAUUUAUUACAGCACUUGGUGCAGAAGCUGUUGAACGAGCUAUUUUAAUUGCUCGUCAAGCAGAUGUAGUUGCAGCUUUAAGUACAGAUGCAUUACGUGGUACAGUUCGACAUUUACAUCCAGAUCUUCAUUCAUCUCGACCUCAUGUUGGACAAAAUCUUGUUGCCGAACGAUUACGUGCAUUAUUAUCUUCUCCAUUACAUCCAUCAGCUAUAUCAGAUAGUCAUGCUAAUUGUGGUCGAGUACAAGAUGCUUAUUCAAUUCGAUGUAUUCCACAAAUUCAUGGUAUAUCAUGGGAUACAAUAAGAUUUGUUAAAAAAAUUAUAAUAACUGAAAUGAAUAGUGCAACAGACAAUCCACUUGUAUUUCCAGAAACUGGUGAUGUUGUUUCCGGUGGUAAUUUUCAUGGAGAAUAUCCAGCUAAAGCAUUGGAUUAUUUAGCAAUUGGUGUACAUGAAAUAGGUAGUUUAAGUGCAUGUCGUAUGGAACGACUUGUUAAUCAUGGUAUGAGUGGUUUACCAGCAUUUUUAACACUUGAAGGUGGAUUAAAUUCUGGUUUUAUGAUUGCACAUUGUACAGCUGCAGCACUUGUUUCGGAAAAUAAAGUUUUAUGUCAUCCAUCAUCAGUUGAUAGUAUUUCAACAAGUGCUGGUCAAGAAGAUCAUGUUUCGAUGGGUGGAUGGUCAGCUCGAAAAGCACUAAAAGUUAUGGAUAAUGUUGAAAUUUUAAUAGCAAUUGAAUUAUUGAUGGCUUGUCAAGCUAUUGAUUUAUUACAUCCAUUAACAUCUACUCCUCCAUUAGAAGCUAUUCAUAAUUUAGUUCGACAAUCAAUUGCUACUUGGGAUAAAGAUCGAUUUAUGUCUCAUGAUAUUGAAGAAGCUACACAUAUUAUUAAAUCUGGUAUUAUUUGGAAAACAGCAGAACCUUAUAUUCAAAAUUAUCAUAAUUAUUAUUAUGUAAAACAUCAUGGAGAACCAUUGCCAAAGGAUGACUAA
Messenger RNA from Rotaria sordida, 1890 nucleotides. NCBI's taxonomy places the organism in Eukaryota, Metazoa, Rotifera, Eurotatoria, Philodinida, Philodinidae. The record is from the annotation of a GenBank genome assembly.